This is a messenger RNA of Lasiodiplodia theobromae, 2019 nucleotides long. RefSeq names its product Positive regulator of purine utilization. The record is from RefSeq and is a predicted model, not a curated record. Gene Ontology annotation, biological process: positive regulation of transcription by RNA polymerase II. Gene Ontology annotation, molecular function: DNA-binding transcription factor activity, RNA polymerase II-specific; zinc ion binding; sequence-specific DNA binding. Lineage: Eukaryota; Fungi; Ascomycota; Dothideomycetes; Botryosphaeriales; Botryosphaeriaceae. Bases 1 to 2019 code for a protein of 672 amino acids. The transcript is spliced from 2 exons.
AUGGACUUCCCCAGCGCCACCGUGCAGCAGGCCCUCAACUCGCUGGCCUCGUGCAUCCGCUGCCGGGAGCGCCGCGUGGGCUGCGACCGCCUGCUGCCCAGCUGCCAGGCCUGUCAAGCCAUCGGCGCCGCCUGCGAACUGUACGACCACGUCCUCGACGCCAAGUUCCCGCGCAGCUACCUGCAGCAGCUGCACCUGCGCCUUCAACACCUUGAGCAGCUCGAGGCCCAGCUGCAGUCCGACAGCCGACCCCAUGCCGUCGCCCAGCCCGCCUCCUCGUCGUCCUACUCCGCCCACGUCGCCCACCAGCGCCGCCUGCGCUCCGUUCCCUCGCUGCCCUCGCUCCGCUCGUCCUCGUCGGUCUCUGACGCCUCGUCGCCCUCUCCUCCUGACCCGUCGCACCCCGCCCUCCCCACCGAUGCCGUCGACGCAGACAGUGAAGCCCGCAGUGAGUGGGGGCCGUCCAGCGCGCUGGCACACCUCCGCCUCGUCGCAGGACUGCUCAACGUUGAACUCACACGCCCGCUGUACCAGGCGCUCAGCUUCAAGGUUGACGUGCCCUUGACCCAGCUUCAGUCCUCUCUGCUGGCCGUGCCCAGUCUCAAUGCCCCGCAGCCCCCCUUGCCGCCGCUAGAGACGGCCCAGUUCCUCCUCGAGUUCUACUACAACUCAAUUGACGCCAUAAUGCCCAUUCUGGGGCGCAAGCUGGGCGAUCAGGAUCUUCAACAGUUGUAUACCAACAGCUCGCAGCGCCAGAACAUGCGUGCCUGCACUCGUGCUCAACUGGCAUUGGCAGUUGGCGGCCGGUGUUUGUUCCGAAGCGCUGCGACCAAGGGUACCCCCGCUCAGUCGCAGGCUUACCUUCAGCUCUCCGACUCCUUAUUCGAAUCCGCCGCCGCUAGCCUGAAGAUCGUCAUGGGUGACUCGAGCACGCUCCUCGACGUGGUUUCGCCCUCCGCUUUUGAGAACGAGGAAGCCCACGCCAUGGCCAAGCUGCAGAUCGUUCUGCUUCUGGUUUGCUACACUCUUUGCGCGCCGCAAAAGGGAAACGUGUGGCAAUUGCUUGGAUUUGCGGAAAGGCUGUGGAGAAAUAUGCAAAACGCCCGUGCUCAGUUACGAAAAAGCAACAGCCCUGAUGGAUAUCUCGUUCGGGAGCAGGCGCGUCAUCGCCCCAAGCCCAAUCUUCUUUACUGCAGUUUCGUCUCUCUAGAACGCCUGGUAGGCAUGGGAUACGGGCGACCGAUCGACUUCCUCGACUUCUCCGAAGCUGAUGAGCCCAGACCGGACGAUAAGUCUGUGGCGGCCUUGUACACGAUAAUACUGGACCUGAAGCAAAGUGUUCAUGCAUCUUAUCUUUCUGGCCAGCAAGAUGGCGUUGGUAUACUCGGGCCGGCUCCCGGGACACCGAAAAUAGGCAGCAUUGAAUGGUACACCAAUGUAAAACGAAAGGCGGGAGCUUGGUUUGAGCAAUUCUCGGACGCAAUCGAGUUCAUGACGCGAGAUGGGUCACCAAUGGACAGCACUGACAUGCAGCGCAUGACGGACGGAAGGAAACAGUUCUGGCUCAGCACCGGCCGCAAAUGGCGAGACGAAACUCUGCACCUCGCCUUCGGGCUGUUGAUCCACAACACGCCAACUCCGGCUUCCACCCCGGCCUCGGGAAAAUCCGCGUCUCAGCGACACCUUCUGCCGCCAGAUCUGCUUGCUGAGGGCCGCGGCAUCGUUCAACGCUUGGUGAACGACUACAGCUACUUGCUCAGGCAGCCCUUCACCCUUACGCAUGAAGGCAGGCAAAUCCCGCUGGUUUUCCCGCGAUUGUGGGUGUUCGAUCUCGAAAUCUUCCGGACCGCAGUCACAGCAGCGUAUCUGUCACACCAUCGAGACAUUGCGCCGGGCACGAAGUCGAGCAUGAACUGGGAGGUGGCAAAUUGCGUCAAGUUGCUCAGCAGCACCAGCUCUGAGGUGGACGCCGAGGGUCUGUGUGAGGCAAUUCUGGCCCUGAUCGAAGUCGAAGGGUGA